Molecule: messenger RNA, 1192 nt
Organism: Suillus paluster
Lineage: Eukaryota; Fungi; Basidiomycota; Agaricomycetes; Boletales; Suillaceae
Product: Alpha/Beta hydrolase protein
Exons: 3
Coding region: 19-990 (323 amino acids)
Cellular component (GO): lysosome
Molecular function (GO): palmitoyl hydrolase activity; thiolester hydrolase activity
Source: RefSeq, a predicted model, not a curated record
AGCCUGCUCGCGGCCAUCAUGCUUCCCUCAAUUGUGCUCUUCGCAGGUCUCGUCAACCUUGUAUCCAGUGCGGCUGUGAACAAUAUACGACCCCUAGUAAUAUGGCACGGACUGGGUGAUACCUACGCGUCUCCUGGUAUGGUGCGCUUUGAGAGCGAAGUCAAGGAGAUGCACCCCGGCAUAUUUGUCCACUCCAUCUUCAUCGACGAGGACCCAAAUACAGACCAGCGUGCAGGCUUCUAUGGCAAUGUGAACCAACAAAUUGCACAAGUCGCCCAGCAGCUUGCUGAGAUACCCGAGCUCAGCCGCGGUUUCGAUGCUAUAGGGUUCUCACAGGGAGGGCAAUUCCUUCGUGGCUACGUGGAACGCAAUAACAGCCCGCCAGUGCACAAUUUGGUCACCUUUGGGUCACAGCACAUGGGGAUAUCAGAUUUGCCAGUAUGCAACCCGAUGGAUUUGCUUUGCCAGGUCGCGCGCCGAGCAGCAAACAGGGGUGUGUACACCGAAUGGGCACAAGAGCAUCUUGUUCAGGCUCAGUAUUUCAGAGACCCGCAACGGCUCUCGCUAUACAUUUCCUCAGGGAGCUUCUUACCGGACAUCAAUAACGAAGUUUCACUCCCAUCUUCUCGUAAUCCAUCAUAUGCAGAUAACCUUGCCUCGCUGAAUAAGCUUGUCCUUGUCCUCUUCGCCCAAGAUAAAACCGUGGUACCCAAAGAGAGCGCUUGGUUUGGUUCUGAGCAACCACUCGAAGACAUCACUUUUGAACCAUCUGGAUCCGAUCAGACGCCGAUACUCAGUGCACCGAAUACCAAAGACAUGAUUCCGAUGCGUCUACAGCCCCUCUACAAAGAAGACUGGAUAGGUCUUCGAAAGCUUGACGAAUGCAGCGCGAUCGAAUUCGUAGCUUGUAAGGGGGAGCAUAUGCAGCUUGAUGGCUGCUGGGAAGACCUAGUCGCUAAGUGGGUGGGAGGAUCUUUGAGCGCGAGCUGAGGCACACAUCUCACUUUAGUGAGAGUACUCUGCCACGCUUGCUUGGAUUGCACAGUGCACCGUUGUCAAUGUAUUUCAUUUUAUGUGGACGGAAUGUGGUGUCACGAUUUAUUCCACCAGAAUCUCUAGCACAGUACUCAGAUGAUUCGCACAAAAUAAUCUUAUUAGAUACUAUCACUAUUACGUUACGCUCGCGGAUGGG